This is a messenger RNA of Ramularia collo-cygni, 1707 nucleotides long. RefSeq lists its product as uncharacterized. The transcript is spliced from 4 exons. NCBI's taxonomy places the organism in Eukaryota, Fungi, Ascomycota, Dothideomycetes, Mycosphaerellales, Mycosphaerellaceae. The coding region runs from base 1 to 1707 and encodes 568 amino acids. The record is from RefSeq and is a predicted model, not a curated record.
AUGUCUGGUAUAGAGAUUAUUGGAGUGGUUCUGGGAACGAUUCCGUUGAUUAUUUCAGGACUGGAGCAUUACCAGAAAUGUGUAAAGACCAUCAAGGACACAAAGCAUGCCGCGGCUGAAUUCGAAGUGGUGGUGCUAAAGCUCCAGACCGAACAGCUCAUGUUCCGCAAUACACUGCAGAUUCUUCUCAGUGAAUGUCUUGAGCAUGAUACGCAAAAGCAGCUUCUUGACACAUUGGACCAGGGCUGGGACAGCGACAAAGUCCGCACGGCUUUGAAGCAAAGACUUCAAGGUUCGUACAUGCUGUACAUCGAACAUGUACAGGGCAUUGCAAGAACGUUGAGCGAGUUCAUGGAACGUCUUCAUCUCGGGCCUAAAGGAGAAGUACCAUGCAAAGCCACGGCCGUCUCGUUCCGGAAAGCAUACAAGCGAUUCGGCUUCGCGUUGAGAAAGUCAGGCUACCUCGAUCUGAUCAAAGAGAUUAGAGACGAUAACGUGGUGUUGGAGAGACUCACAGGUCAGACUCGCGCUUUGCAAGCCUGUUUAAAAUCACGCAAACUUCCAGAUUUCGAAAGCAUAAGGAUACGCGCCAGCAGUGUCUUUAAUGGCCUUCAAAGAGCUCUGCAGACAUCCUGCUCUGAGCCGCACAGAGUCAGUAUGUACCUCAAACCGACGGUGGAAGAAACGUACAUGGAGGAAAAGACCUCAGCACUCUCCGAGGGGACUUCUUUCAGGAUUGUGCUGCACCAUGAAGUAGUGCAUCCAAAGCAGAAAGUGCCUCGCUGGUCGAUUGAGGAAGCCGAGAUCAAGCUGAUUGAGACGACGGCGCCCGUCUCGGUCGCGACGCACACCGUUGUAACAGCGACCAGCACAUCGUUUGUACGUACGCAAAGUCGAAUGGUCACUUUCGAACCGCCAAAGUCGAUCCAGAGCACCGCGUCUUCCACGACGCAAAUCCAAAACAUUACAGAAAUACACGAUCUUUGCGAGAGCAUCCACAGUAUUGGGACGAUGCAAUGCGGAAGUUGCUUGGGCUAUGUCCUCGCAGGUCAGCAUAGGCAUUGCUUGUAUUCACCGACAAUCCGGCUUAUCGAUCAUUCGCCUCUAUCGAUUCAGUCUCUAGCCGGCGUUCUGGAGAAGCAGCAAUCCUAUCGAUUAACAGGGGCAGAUGCUCGCCGCCUCGCAGUCCCUCUGGCGACCGGUAUGCUUUCGCUUCGGGACACUCCCUGGCUGCAGAACAUGUGGAGCAGAAAGGACAUCACCUUGAUCAGUAAAGACGGCAAGCUCUUAUCUCAGCAUCCAUUCAUCUCUCAAGAUGUGAAGCUCCAAGCUCAAACGACAGCUGCAUGUUUGCCACGAGGAGUAGCUGCAAUGCUGAUAAAGAACCAGGCUCUGUUUUCUCUCGGCAUCGUUCUCAUCGAGCUGUGCAUGGGAAAGUCAAUUGACGACUUACAUGAGCAAGAUGAGUUGAACGCGGAUGGAUCCAAGGGCGAGCUCUCCGACUUCCAGACCGCUGAUCGGCUACUGAGAAUGGAAAUCAUCAGUGACAAGUUCGGAAAGCGGUGGAGUGAUGUUGUUCGUCGUUGUAUACAUUGCGAACUCGACGAGGCAAAGAAGAGCCUGGAAGACCUGGGGUUUCGAAAGGCCGUGUACAACAAAGUUCUGCUUGAGCUUGAAGAAGAUUCCAGGCAAUUCUUUGGCCUGUGA